CCUUCUUAAUUAUCGUUAAUUUACCAACAAGCUAAGCUAUAGAAAAUGUUCGCAACAUGUAAAAUAUACAUUUUACAUGGUGAUACAAACGUCAGAAAUCUCAGAAAAGGAACUGUUUGCUCUUUAAAAUUAUGGAUAUUUUAUCCUUAGCCAAAAAAAAAAAAAAAGAAAAGAAAAAUAAAUUAAAAAAAUAACCUAUUCUCUUUUAAAGCAAUAUGAGCUGCAUUUUUCAUGUUGAAUUCUUUUUUUUACUAAAAUGUUUUUUCUUCUAAAAUGACAAAAAUAACAUAGUUUUUAAAUUUCUGUUAGCCAUAUUUUUGUAUAAAAGGUCGCUAAGAAGCCUUAAUUGGAACAAAGAAGAAUUAUUGUUGUCCUGUACAAAAACUGAUUUGCUAUAUAUUCAUAUCCAAUGUGUGCUGAGUCUUACAAAUUAUGCUGGCUUUCCACAAAUGUGGUCACUUAGGUCAACGUUGGGAUUUAAAAUGGCGGAUAACAAAUUGUUAACUCGUCUUAUAUUUCUAAAAUGGACAUAAAGCGUGAGACAAACAAUGAAUAUUCAGUCCAGCUACGUUUUUAAUCAUAACUUAGGUGUGGCUAGUACGGAAUAAUAUGCCAUUUUCAAGAAAAUGUCGUAAAUUAUCCUAAAAAAAUGGCGAUUCAUAACGGUGGACAUCCAGAUUUAAUAUUUUUUUCUUUAGUUUCUUAAAUGGUGAAAAAGCACGAAACAAGCAAGUAUUAUCUUUUAAAAUAAAUUUUCAAAAAGGAGCGAUCCUGUGACGCAAGCAGAUGAAGAAACUUUUUGUGAUACCGGUGUUUUUCCCUUUUAAUACGGCCGAGGGAAUAUUUAAACGCUGUGUUCUAUUACAAUGGAAAAGCAUUCGGAUUUGGAGGGAUGGAGUGGCAUAAAAACAUAAAAACGCAGAGCAAUACGAGAUAAAAACUGACCCUGAAAACAAAUUGAAAUACAUUCAAUUUACUGCUAGAGUUUCCAAAAAAAACAUACAGGGAACGCUAAAACAUAAAAAUGUAGAAAAUCAAAUUGUUCAACAAUACGAACAACCGUCCAAUUCUCGGUGUUUAGAAACACUGUUCUCAUUUUACUUAUCGUUGAUUCCCCGCGUUGGUCCAUUCUACAGAAAAACGUUGAUUGAAAGUGUCAUUUCAAGUGGUGAAAACAAAGUCCCGCGAUUCAGUGCUGGAAAAAUUCCAAUAAACAAAUUAUCUACAAUGUUUAAGAAAUUUUAUGAGGAAGCCGGAAAUUCCUUAGAUGGUCGCAUUAUUACAAAUCCCUCCGGGAGGGUAACUCUAUGCACAACACUAUAUAAUAGUGAUUUUAAUGACAAAGCUGUAGCCAGCAGAAGUGGUCAUCGUUCUAACGCCAUACAAAAAUAUCAAAGGUAACAAUAUCCUAUUCUUAAGGAAAUAAGCAACACUCUUGCUCCUCUUAUGGCAAAGACAGAUGACAACCUCUUAAAACGUUCCUCACAGAGACAACCCUGGAUUCCGAUACGUCUGUGCUUGACGAUGCAUGUGUAUUUUUGUCUGUGCCGAAAUGUGUCAAAAAGGUUAUAAUUCAAAAAGGUGAUAACAAAAAUUACUGUGGAAAUUUAAAACUAAAAUGUGCAAAUUGUAUUGCAAAUUUAAUAAAGAAUAAAACAAUUGUAUUUGUACUACUUGUAUAUAACUUUGAGUGUUGGGGAUAAAUUAUAUAAAGUAACGCCCAUUUACUGCUUCUUGAUAUUGAACGGACCAAUCAAAAACUCUUUAGUAUUUCAGAAAAAGAUUCUUCGCCAUUAAGAAUGAAUUAUUUACGAGAAUCGGAGUCAUUUGAUUGGAUAAAGACUUGGUUAUGUUCUAAGUGGAGCGACAGCAGCUCUUGGGGUCAAUUAUAAUACCAGAUAUCUUCUUAAAGGAUACAUACUAUGUUAAGCAGGAGUGACACCAAUAAUUAAUGUUCUUCAAGCAUGAAGCCUACCAAUCUGGCGUUCCUUGUGUUUGGUAUCACGGGUAUGCUUCUUGUUUUUAUUCUGGGAUAUUUUUCAUCGUCAGAAAAAAUAUAUUUCACUGAUGUUCAUCCACAUAUAAAGAACAGUGACACACAAACUACUUCAUUUAAUGCUGAAUCAAAUUCCAUCAAUAACAAAACUUUGGUAAUCUUGUGGUACAACCUUCCAUUUUAUUUAAAGUCUUCAGUGACAUAUUUUCCAGCGAACAAGUGUAGCAAUUUUAGAUCUACCUGUAUAUUAUCAACCGUUAAUUCUGAUAUACUUAGAAGUAGUGGUGUUAUCUUCACUCAUUCAACUCUGCCAAGAACUCCUCCCAUGAGGAAUACAUCUCAAGUCUGGAUUUUCAAUACUCUGGAAAACAAAGCAUUCACACAUUGGCCAAAUAGCGCUUGGGACUAUAAAUUCGAAUGGACCAUGUCUUAUCGUAGAAAUGCUGACGUUUCAAGACCAUAUGGCAAAAUUAUAAGACUGGACAAAAGUAUACAUAGAAAUUAUUCUGAGGUUUUUCGACAGAAGACAAAAUUCGGUGUUUGGAUGUCUGGUCACUGCCCUGUCCCAUCUCGUCGUAAAGAAUACAUUGAAAAAUUACAGAAGUACAUAGAUAUUGACACGUUUGGAUCGUGUGGGAAGAAGAAGUGUGGGAAGAAGAAGUGUGGGACUCGAACUCCUGCUAUGAAUGAUUGUUUGAAGAAUUUCUCUAGGGAUUAUAAGUUUUAUUUCUCCUUCGAGAAUAAUAUUUGUAGAGAUUACUCCACAGAAAAAGUAUUUAACUUCUAUCAAUACAAUUUGAGCAUCAUACCAGUUGUAAAUGGUCCACCUCAAGCACGUGAAUAUUUACCAAAGGGAACUUUCAUAAACACUUUCGAUUUUACGUCUCCGGAAAAAUUGGCCAAAAAACUUAAAGAAAUUGGAUCCAGUGAAAAAUUAUAUACUCAAUACCUGAGAGAAAAAGAUAAAUAUGGUUCUUUAAAUAUCUCUGAAAUAUUUCGCGAGUCAAUGUGUUCUGCUUGCAAAAAGCUAGAUCAACUAAAGGGUAGAAACAUAAUAACAAAACCGAAAGUGAUUGACGUGUUUAAAAGUGAAUGUUAAAUGACCAUACAUUAUAACUGAUUGUUAACAGUUCUAGUAAACAUUUGGAGGGAAAACUCUCACUAACAUCAUGAACUCAUCCUUAUAGUUUCUUUAUUAUUUCUAACAUUUUAAUUAAUCGCUAAUUCCCUGAAUUUAUUAAUAAAACAAUUUGAUGCUCGAAAGGACUUUAUUUGAUAUGGGCCUAAAAUGGCCCCCCAAAAUGAUCAUCGUCAAUUUACUGUAAUUCUUUCAUUUCUUUGUACAGAUAUAUAUGUGUAGUUUUUACAUAAUGUCCAUUUUGAUUCAACUGCCCACAAUUUAGAAAUAUGACGUCGUAAAGACAACCUUUUCCCGCCCUUUUUGCAUUUGUAGCAUACAUUUCAGAAGACAUAGAGCGCGUGCUUGUACAAACAAAGUAUUUUAACCAGAGAUGUAUCUAGCCAAGGCUAAUAAGUGAUAAACAAAAUUUCCUUGAUCAUGCAUGCGCUCUUUAUUUCCCAUUCAUAAAAAUAUUAGAAAAAUGUCAAUUUUUGGCUGAUUUUGAUUGAAUUAUAAGAAAUAAUGUCACUUCUGACGUCAUAUAAUGCCAGUGAGUGCAAAUAAAACAAAUAAAAAGGUGAACAAUAUAUUUUACUUCAACACCUCUAAAACAUAACAUAACAAUAUGUAACAUUUUAUUGUACCAGAAAUUAUGGGGUCAAAUUGAACUUUUAUUAUACGGUUUUUUAUAUUAUUUUUAAGCUUGUAUGCUAAUUUUUCUUGCAAA
Magallana angulata is the source of this 3843-nucleotide messenger RNA. Its product is annotated as 4-galactosyl-N-acetylglucosaminide 3-alpha-L-fucosyltransferase 9-like. Gene Ontology annotation, cellular component: membrane. Gene Ontology annotation, molecular function: alpha-(1->3)-fucosyltransferase activity. Bases 1965 to 3095 code for a protein of 376 amino acids. NCBI's taxonomy places the organism in Eukaryota, Metazoa, Mollusca, Bivalvia, Ostreida, Ostreidae. The record is from RefSeq and is a predicted model, not a curated record. The transcript has 2 exons.